AUGGCCCAGUCCAAGAACCACACCACACACAACCAGUCUCAAAAGUGGCACAGAAAUGGCAUCAAAAAACCCCGAUUACAAAGAUAUGAAUGUCUUAAGGGGGUAGAUCCCAAGUUCCUGAGGAAGAUGUGCUUUGCCAAGAAGCACAACAAUAAGGGCCUGAAGAAGAUGCAGGCCAAGAAUGCCAAGGCCGUGAGUACACAUGCUGAAGCUAUCAAGGCCCUUGUAAAGCCCAAGGAGGUUAAGACCAAGAUUCCAAAGAGUGCCAGCUAUAAACUCAGUCAAAUUGCCUACAUCGCCCACCCCAAGCUUGGGAAGUGUGCUCCUGCACACAUUGCCAAGGGUCUCAGGCUCUGCUGGCCAAAGGUCAAGGCCAAGGAUCAAACGAAGGCCCAAUUUGCUGCUUCAUCUGCAGCUCCAGCUUCAGUUCCAGCUCAGGCUCCCAAAGGUGCCCAGGCCCCCAUGAAGCCUCCAGGCAGAGGCAUCUGUCUGCCAUGAGGACA
Nycticebus coucang (slow loris) is the source of this 503-nucleotide messenger RNA. Its product is annotated as 60S ribosomal protein L29-like. The transcript has a single exon. Gene Ontology annotation, cellular component: cytosolic large ribosomal subunit; ribosome. The coding region runs from base 1 to 498 and encodes 165 amino acids. Gene Ontology annotation, biological process: cytoplasmic translation. The record is from RefSeq and is a predicted model, not a curated record. NCBI's taxonomy places the organism in Eukaryota, Metazoa, Chordata, Mammalia, Primates, Lorisidae. Gene Ontology annotation, molecular function: structural constituent of ribosome.